AUGCUUGAGCGCCUUGCCAAUCAUCAAUACUACUGUUUCUUGGAUGGAUACUCAGGAUUUUUCCAAAUUCCAAUCCACCCAGAUGAUCAGGAGAAGACUACAUUCACUUGUCCCUAUGGCACAUAUGCUUAUAGGAGAAUGCCUUUUGGAUUGUGCAAUGCUCCAGCUACAUUCCAAAGGUGUAUGAUGUCCAUAUUCACAGAUCUAAUAGAAGAGAUUAUGGAGGUUUUCAUGGAUGAUUUCUCAGUAUAUGGUUCUUCCUUUGAAUCAUGUUUGGGAAAUCUUGGAAGAGUGCUACAGAGAUGUGAAGACAAGCACCUAGUUCUAAAUUGGGAGAAGUGCCACUUUAUGGUUAGAGAUGGAAUAGUGCUUGGACAUAGAAUCUCAGAGAGGCAUAGAAAUAGCAAGGCCGCUAACACGCCUUUAUGCAAGGAUAUUAACUUUGAGUUCACAGAGGAGUGUCACAAGGCUUUCACUAAGAUCAAAGAUGCAUUGGUCAGUGCGCCAGUGGUUCAACCUCCAAACUGGGAACUACCUUUUGAGAUAAUGUGUGAUGCAAGUGAUUAUGCAGUAGGAGCAGUGCUUGGACAAAGAAAAGACAAGAAGCUACAUGUGAUCUACUAUGCCAGCAGAACACUUGAUGAGGCACAAUGCAAGUAUGCCACAACAGAAAAGGAGCUUCUAGCUAUUGUCUUUGCAUUUCGAUCAUACUUGGUGGGAUCGGUUAUAGUUCAUUCUGAUCAUGCAGCAUUAAGAAGAGGAGCAGAUAAUGGAGUAGCUGAUCAUCUUUCAAGGAUGAGAGUUGAAGAAAAUCUACCCCUUGAUGAUAGGCUACCUGAAGAAACAGUUUAUGCAGCUGAAGCAAGCAAUAAGCAUGGACAACUAGGCCAUCACAGGCCAGGAACAAAGAUCUCAUCAUCAAACACACCAUGGUUUCGCCACAUAGCAAACUUCCUUGCAGCUGAAUACCCACCACCAAACUUCUUUGGCUACAGAAAGAAGAAAUUUCUGCGUGAUGUAAGAAGGUAUUACUGGGAUGAACCUUACUUAUACAAGAAAUGUUCAGAUGGAAUGUUUAGAAGAUGCAUCCCUGAGGAAGAAGUAGAAGGAAUAUUGUUUGCUUGUCAUAGUUCUAGCUAUGCAGGGCACUUUGCCACUUACAAGACAGUAUCCAAGGUCUACAAGCUGGAUUUUGGUGGCCAACUAUGUUUAAGGAUGCUCAUGCAUUCAUAUCAAGAUGUGAUGCUUGCCAAAGAAUGGGAAAUAUAA
This is a messenger RNA of Microthlaspi erraticum, 1269 nucleotides long. The record is from the annotation of a GenBank genome assembly. NCBI's taxonomy places the organism in Eukaryota, Viridiplantae, Streptophyta, Magnoliopsida, Brassicales, Brassicaceae.